AUGGACGAUGUCGGACGUAUGUUCGACUGGGAGGAUGAGGCCCUCGAGGAACGCUGCCUAGAUUUACAGGAUAAGAAUAUCAGCACGAGCGACAUCGGCGCGUUCCUCCAGUCGUUGGACGGGCUCCAUGACGUCAGUUCUUUAAAGGUCGUCAACCUAGCCGGCAAUCGUGUGGGGUCCAAACGCGAGAGCAUGGUGCCGAUCGAUACCCUGCUCACAGCAUCUGCAAGAAGUCUCACGGCGCUGAAUUUUUGUGGCAAUCCGCUUGGGGAGGAGCAGCGAUACGUUGGGCCUUUGGUGGCGCUGGCAGACACGCUGACGAGUUUGUCUCGCCUCAAGGUGCUGGACCUGUCGAACUGCACCCUUAUCGGCCUGUCGGGGAACCGUUACCACGGCCUCAACGCGCUUGGAAACACCUUGGCGAGUGGCAAGAAAUUGACACACCUCAGAAUAUCUGGCAACCGCCUCCACAGUGAAGCCGCGCUGAUUGUCGGCGGCUGGUUGCCCUCUUUGCCCAAGCUGCGGUACCUCGACUUGUCCAGCCGGUCGGGCUUCGAUCCGUUGUGCGGAGCCUUCCGCACAUCCUUGCACCUGCGAACCCUGCUCCUGCGUGAUGUCGGCAUGGACGACCUGGAGGCGGAAGGAGUGGCGUCGUUCUUGGCGCUCUCUGUUCGCCUCGAAAAGCUGGAUCUUUCUGAGAAUCAGGAAAGGCUGUCGGGGAACGAUAUCCCCCCCUCUGACGUUGAGGAGAUGCAGGAGUACGCCUCAUCGAACGUCGAACUACGGGCCGUCGCAGAUGCGCCGGAGAGCUACGACUUGUGGCAAGCAUCCGAAAUAGUCGAAACCUGCCUGGUGGCCAAGUUCGACCGCCUGCCACCGGGCGUUGCGGACGCCCUGAAGAAAAACCCCACCUUUGUCGAAGAAGAGGGGCCGAUGCGAGAGGCGGUCUUGGCUGCCUCGCCCCUCACCAAGCAAGAGCUAUUGAGGAACAGCCCCGGAGCGGAGGAUAUCGCCAUGAAGGUUGGAUGUGGAUGUGGAGGGAGGGGGAGGCUGUGA
Messenger RNA from Ectocarpus sp. CCAP 1310/34, 1056 nucleotides. Lineage: Eukaryota; Phaeophyceae; Ectocarpales; Ectocarpaceae. The record is from the annotation of a GenBank genome assembly.